Messenger RNA from Amblyraja radiata (thorny skate), 960 nucleotides. Its product is annotated as zinc finger protein 2 homolog. The record is from RefSeq and is a predicted model, not a curated record. Gene Ontology annotation, cellular component: nucleus. The coding region runs from base 1 to 960 and encodes 319 amino acids. NCBI's taxonomy places the organism in Eukaryota, Metazoa, Chordata, Chondrichthyes, Rajiformes, Rajidae. Gene Ontology annotation, biological process: regulation of transcription by RNA polymerase II. The transcript has a single exon. Gene Ontology annotation, molecular function: RNA polymerase II cis-regulatory region sequence-specific DNA binding; DNA-binding transcription activator activity, RNA polymerase II-specific.
AUGACGGGACGCCAGCGAGUUUACACGAGGGAGAGGCCGUUCACCUGCUCUGAGUGUGGAAAGAGAUUUGCUCAGUCAUCCCACUUGUUGAUACACCAGCGGGUUCACGCUGGGGAUACGGAGUUUGAAUGCUCUGAAUGUGGGAAGAGCUUCCCGUCGACAUCUAGCCUGAUAAGGCAUCAACGGAUUCACACAGGAGAGAGGCCGUUCAAAUGCUCUGAAUGCGGGAAGAGCUUCAGUCUGUCAAGUACCCUGAAUAGACAUCAGCUAAUUCACACCAAAGAGCGGCCGUUCAAACACUCUGAAUGUGGGAGGAACUUUAUUAAAUCAUCCCACCUGCACAAAUACCUGCAAACUCACACUGGGGAGAGGCCAUUUACUUGCUCCGAGUGCGGGAAGGGAUUCCCUCGGUCAGACAGCUUGCUAAUACACAAGCGGAUUCACACAGGGAAGAAAAUGUUUACCUGCGCUGGGUGUGGGAAGGGAUACCGUCACUCAUCCAGCCUGAGGAAACACCAGCUAAUCCAUGCGGGCAGACCAUUUAUCUGUUCUGAGUGUGGAAAAGGAUUUGUUCAUUCAACAGAGCUUCUGAGACACCAGCAAACGCAUACAGGGUAUAAGCCAUUUAGCUGCACGAAGUGCGGGAGGGGAUUCUCUGUGCGUUACAAUCUGCAGAGACAUGAGCGACUUCACGCUGGGGCAAUGCACUUCAACUGUGCAGAGUGCGGGAAAAUAUUCACUCGCUUAUCAGGCCUGAAGAGGCACCAGCAAUCUCACACCGUGGAGAGGCCGUUUACCUGCUUCGAGUGUGGGAAGGGAUUCCCUCGGUCGGCCACCUUGCUAAGACACCAGCAAAUUCAUACUGGGGAGAGGCCAUUUAUCUGCUCUGAGUGUGGGAAGAGAUACACACGGGCAAGUUCUCUGGUGAGACACCAGCAAACUCACACUGAGAAGGAUUAA